Messenger RNA from Phasianus colchicus (ring-necked pheasant), 2345 nucleotides. RefSeq names its product phosphatase and actin regulator 3 (gene PHACTR3). Lineage: Eukaryota; Metazoa; Chordata; Aves; Galliformes; Phasianidae. Gene Ontology annotation, biological process: actin cytoskeleton organization. Gene Ontology annotation, molecular function: actin binding. The record is from RefSeq and is a predicted model, not a curated record.
CUGAGCCUCCCGCCCGCCGCCUCAUGGCUGCAUCGGAAGAAGGGCCCGGCUGCUUUCUCCCGCGAGGCAGAUCGCAGAGCGACCCCAGCAUCCUCACCGAGCCCGCGGGCCCCGGGGCCGGGGAGCACGCAGAUGAGAUGGAGCAGUCUCCUGCAGUGCGUUCUGACUACUUGGUCUCAGGGAUUAGAACUCCGCCAGUGAGGAGAAACAGCAAACUGGCAACACUGGGCAGGAUCUUCAAACCAUGGAAGUGGCGGAAAAAGAAAAAUGAGAAGUUAAAGCAGACCUCUGCAGUGCUGGAGAAGAAGAUGACAGCACGACAAGGUCGGGAUGAACUCAUUAAGAAAGGCCUUCUGGAAAUGAUGGAACAGGAUACUGAAGGAAAAGCCUGCACUGGUGACGAUGCCACAAGAGCAACACAGAGUGACACUCCAGCUUGUGUGCCCGUGUGCCAGGCACUCGAUUCUGAAGACAUGCAGCAGGAGAGUACAACAGCAGCCACAACAAAUGUAACCUCACUUAGUGAAGAGCUGCAUUUGGAUGAACUGAAAGAAGAUGCAGCCAAGAAACCUUCAGCACCCAAGGAAGAAUUGGAAGAUGCCAGUCUGCCAGCAUCUGAAGACAGUCCACAAGCCUUACUUGUACCUGAAUCCACAGAUUCUCCCCAGAAACUGACAGAAGGAAAUCCAGCACAGCUUCCCAGCCCUCCAUUGCUCCCUGCUCCACCACCUAAGGCAAUCUCCAAAAUCACAAAGAGUGUAACAGCAGGAAGCGACACAGAUGACCCAGCCAUGAAGUCUCCUCCUUCCACUAUCCUGAAGAAUUAUGUAGUUGUUGGCUCCUCUCAAAUCUCAGGACAAGCUGCCCUCUUCCAUUCCUCUGGCCAGAAAAGCUCCGAGUCUCACGUCAGAGGACAGGUAACAACGCCGACUGGCUCCCCUCACCUGGCUGCUGUCCACCUGCCUUUACCUCCCAGCAGAGUCAUUGAAGAACUCCACAGGGCUCUGGCCACCAAACACCGGCAGGACAGCUUCCAUGGAAGAGAAAGCAAAGGCUCUCCAAAAAAAAGAGUGGAUGUCCGUCCAUCCAGAACGUCCAGCAUUGAGCGCAACAAAGAAAAGGAGAAUUCCCUGAAUUACAGCAGCGAUUCAGAAAAUAAGAGGAAUUCAGUUAAAGAGUCGGAUGAGAACAAAGAAAACAUGAUAAUGAACUCAGAGCUUAAGGAAGACUCCGUUUUUUAUCAGGAUGAGGAAGUUUUGAAUGACUCCAUUAUUUCUGGUACUUUGCCAAGAAAAUGUAAGAAAGAACUGCUGGCAGUAAAACUACGAAACAGACCAAGCAAACAGGAGCUGGAAGACAGGAAUAUUUUCCCAAGGAGGACAGAUGAGGAAAGACAGGAAAUCCGGCAGCAAAUUGAAAUGAAGCUCUCAAAGCGACUCAGCCAAAGACCUGCUGUUGAGGAGCUAGAAAGAAGAAAUAUACUUAAACAACGAAACGAUCAAACCGAACAGGAAGAAAGAAGGGAAAUCAAACAAAGGCUGACAAGAAAGCUUAACCAGAGACCUACAGUAGAUGAACUAAGAGACAGAAAGAUCCUGAUUCGAUUCAGUGAUUAUGUAGAAGUGGCAAAAGCACAGGACUAUGACAGAAGAGCAGAUAAACCAUGGACAAGACUAUCAGCAGCUGAUAAGGCAGCAAUUCGGAAAGAGCUAAAUGAAUACAAAAGUAAUGAAAUGGAAGUACAUGCAUCAAGUAAACAUUUGACAAGAUUUCACAGGCCAUAGAAAUUUUCUUCUGAGAAGAAUCUGCCCUUACUUUUUGAUAUUGCUGCUGAACACACGUUGGGGAAUCAUCUUUCCCUAAUGUUCAGUCCUGGAUACCUUGAUGUUUAUGAGAAAGGAGGACUGCGGAUGAAAACUCUGCAGCACUUAAGAGGGAAACACCAGAGAUGUUCGUCGCUUUGAAGCCAGAAGAGCAAUGGCCUGUUGAAUGGGAUUAGCUGCUGAAAAAGACUGAAGUAAAACUACUUGAAAGAACCUACUACUCUCCUUUACCACUUGUUUUAAACUGUUUUGCAGUCUAUCAUGGAAAAGGAGAUGUGCAUGUACAGGCUUUACCAUUCCAAGGCCUCUGACAUAAUGGACAUGACGCACUGUCAUUCAGUAUUACGUUGACAAGACAUUUUGAACUUACCACAAUUAGUUUGUAAGACGCUUAAGUUCAUGUUCUAAAAACUAAUUUAAUGUAUUAUAAUUUCAUUCUUUUUUUAUAUAUUGUCUAACAAACACAGCUGCAAGCAUUUUUGACUCCUGUUACUUUUGUUCCUUAAUUAAAUGACUACUUAU